UGAAGCAAGGAGGGGUUGUUGUCUCGCUUCUUAUAUUUACAGUACAAGAAAACGUUCUCUGUAAAGUAAGGACAGUUUUCACCAAGGACCGUUAGUAUAUACACCACUUAUUUCUUUGACUUUUUAACUGUUUCCUCUUCCCGCACCAGUGAAUCCAGCUGUGGGUCCGGCAGCUGAAGCAGAUAAACUGCCGGUCUUAGUCCAGUGAUGUCUUCCUUCUGGUGGCCUUUGCUGGACGCAAACGUUACCACUUCUCCCAGCUGCUUCAACCAGAGCACCGUCCUGUCAGGCCAUGACUUUGGUGGAGUGCCAAUUGUCCUGCUGCUCAACUUCUGCGUUUUCAUUGUGUUGCUGCUCGUCUUCACAGUCAUCAGAAAGAAGUUCUGGGACUACGGUCGUUUAGCUCUGGUUGCAGACAAUGAAGGGUUCAACGAGUCAUCCCACCGUAGCUAUGGGCGAAUGCCGUCCACUGCAUCCAACAUGGAGGAACCUGAGUAUGAAACGAAAUUUUGCUCUUGGCUGCCGUACACUGUCAGAAUGGAGGAGGAAAAGAUCAAAGAAAAAUGUGGCACCGAUGCUAUACGCUACUUGUCCUUCCAGCGUCAUUUAAUAAUCCUGCUAGUGGUUCUUAAUGUCACGUCUCUUGGAAUCAUUCUGCCWGUAAACAUGACUGGAAAACUGCUGGACAAUGAACCUCAUAGUUUUGGAAGGACAACCAUUGGGAAUCUUAGCACUGGAAACAACCUGUUGUGGCUGCACACGGUGUUUGCAGUUCUCUACCUGUUCCUGACGGUGGUGUUUCUGCGACGACACACAUCAAAAAUGAAAGACAUGCGCAGAGAAACCUCCAGAAACGUCUUAUUUGUGUGUUUAAUCCCUAAAACGGCAACAGAGGAUGAUGUGAGGACCCAUUUCACGGAGGCGUAUCCUACUUGUCAAGUGUACGAUGUGACUUUAGGCUACGAUGUGGCCAAGCUGAUGCACCUAGAUAAGGAAAGGAUCCGAGCUGGAAAAAAUCUGCGGUACUACGAGCGUGUCUUCGAUAAAACAGGGGUACGUGAGUCGAUCAGCCCUCGUGUAUGUGGCCACUUUUGUUGCUGCUCCAGCUGUGAAAAGGUUGAUGCCAUAGAAUAUUACAGUGAUAAAGAAAAGGAGCUGCUGGAGGAAAUGAGACAGGAGGCAGAAAAAGUGCCAGACCACCCGCUGGGAAUUGCUUUUGUCACCUUAGAGUCAGAGGCUAAGGCCAAGUACAUUCUGAAAGACUUCAAUGCCAUUAAGUGUGGAGGAAAGUGCUGCUGUGGGAGGGAACCACAGCCUUCUUCUCAAAGCCAAACUCUAAAAGUGAACAAGUGGCGAGUCAGCUAUGCUCCACAUCACAAAAGUGUGUAUUGGGAGAAUCUUUCAGUGCGGGGCUUUUGUUGGGUCUUUCGUUACAUGGGAAUAAACAUCUUACUUUUCAUCGUGCUCUCUUUCCUGACGACUCCCACCAUCAUCAUGAACACCAUAGACAGGUUCAACGUGACUAAGCCUAUCUACUAUCUGAAUAGCCCUCUCAUCAGUCAGUUCUUCCCAACUCUUCUGUUGUGGUCCUUCUCAGCAUUGCUGCCUACAAUGGUGUACUAUUCUACACUAGGGGAGGCACACUGGAGCAGGUCCAGUGAGCAGCUGAGCAUGAUGCGCAAGUUGUACUUCUUCCUGCUCUUCAUGGUUCUGAUUCUUCCCUCACUGGGUCUCACCAGUCUUGCAUGGUUUUUCCGCUGGCUAUUUGAUAAAAAAUUCAUCAAUGAUGGGAAAACAAGGUUUGAGUGUGUGUUUUUACCGGAUCAAGGGGCAUUUUUUGUCAACUAUGUGAUCGCGGCCGCCUUAGUGGGCUCGGGGAUGGAGUUGUUGCGGUUGCCAGGGUUGCUGCUUUACGCCAUACGUUUGAUGCUGGCUCGUUCUGCUGCUGAAAGAAAAUACGUCAGACAGCACCAGGCCUAUGAGUUUGAAUAUGGAGCCAUGUAUGGCUGGACUCUGUGUGUGUUUACUGUCAUUAUGGCUUACAGCAUCAUCUGUCCUAUUAUUGUGCCUUUUGGUCUCCUUUACAUGUUGCUCAAGCACCUGGUGGACAGACACAACUUGUACUUUACUUACCUGCCUACUCGCCUUGACCACCAAGUCCACCUGGGAGCUGUCGAYCAAGCUCUGGCCGCACCGAUCAUCUGCCUGAUAUGGCUUUAUUUCUUCUCUGUCCUCAGAGCAGGUUUCAUGACGGCUACAUCUCUGUUCACCUUAGUCGUCUUGUGUGUCACAGUCUUCAUUUGUCUCAGCUUCACCUGCUUUGGCUUUUUAAAGUACCUCAGCCCACAUAACUACGAGGUCAAAGAAGAGGACAAUGAUACAGCAGAGAGAGUGGAAGAAAAUGUUAAGGUUUACCUUCCAAGAGUGCUUAAUCCCAAAUCGCCUGCCAAAACCUCAAAAGUUCCUCGACAUACGCAGACCUACGGCUCUACAGAAGCAAGUCCAGUUCACGGCUUCAGCCCGGUGAAGAGCACCGAGUCGGAUUCCUGACUUGACGUAUUUCCACCCUGAAUUAAAGCGAGGAAGUCAAAGUGCCUAAAUCUAAUAUUCUAUAUAAUAUAAUAUAUUCUAUGUCUGCUUCCUUUGAAAGCAGACACUUUCACCGAGACCUUCACUGUGCUCACAAUUCAACUUUCAUCAGAGAAAGGUUAAAAAUGCUGUUAAAUUUGAAACAAUUGCUUUUUUAAAGAGUUUUUAUUAUUAUUAUUAUUAUUUAAAUUAUAUUUAGAUGAAGCGUUUUGCUUUUGAGCAAAAAAAAAAAGGCCCACACUUUUUAUAUAGUGACAAAGCACAGUUCAGUUCUUGAGACUUCCUUUUAAAGGACCAAUUUGCCAAAACGUGCCAUGUAGAUCAAGCCACAGUGUUUGCUUCAGAAUAAUGUAAUCCAUUUAUUGCACAUGCUAAUGAUCAAACCAAAGGCUGGAUGAGCACAAUCUGCCAUUUGUUGAAUAUUCAGUCAGUUUUGAUUGAUCUAAAGUACUUCUUUGAUACAUUAGCACCUGCCAAAGGAAACAUUUAGUAUCGCAUUUUUGUAUAGAUUUUAUGUAUUUAAUAGAUUAUUCUUGUUGAAAUAACAAGACUUAAGUAUUUUGUAAGUUAUACGCGGGUUGCAACUUAUGUUUUUGUUAUGUUUGAUCGUCUUGUACUUUUAAUUAAUGAAAAAACGUUUAGCCGGGUCAGUGUUUACUUACUUUAAAUGUAAUCAGGGUUAUUUUUUUGAAUGUGUACAGCUUUAUCUAAAUUGGUUUUUAAAGGAUUACCUUGAAGAAAAGAUUUAUUUUUGAUGCAGGGUUGCAUUCCUUGAAGUAAAAGGGAUUUUUUUUAAUGUUUUGAGGAGCUUUAGUAAAAGGUGACAAAGAGGUCUGUCUUAA
Molecule: messenger RNA, 3431 nt
Organism: Austrofundulus limnaeus
Lineage: Eukaryota; Metazoa; Chordata; Actinopteri; Cyprinodontiformes; Rivulidae
Gene: tmem63a
Product: transmembrane protein 63A
Exons: 23
Coding region: 208-2550 (780 amino acids)
Cellular component (GO): plasma membrane
Molecular function (GO): nucleic acid binding; calcium-activated cation channel activity
Source: RefSeq, a predicted model, not a curated record